UGCUAUUGUAGUCACCAGCACUGAAAGUUGGGUCUGAUUGCGUUGGCUGUGUUAAAGAGGUAUGAAUGUGGUUCAGCCGGCUUGUUAGUUAACUGUCCUGUCAGAAACAGGGGCUUCAGUUUUGUAAUUCUGUUUUUUGACGUGGUCAAACUUCGUCGCCUUGCGUUUAGGAUUUUCCUUUCAGGUUACAACUUCAAGGAAGUGGACAUAGAAAGUCCGUUCAUGGAAACGUCAGUAAGUUACAGCCGUGGGUGGAGCAGACUAAAGCCAUACUCAACUGAGCUGCAGAUGUCCACAAGGUCCAGUGAUGGCAUCCUCACCACAGAUGUCUCAUGAUUUUGCACCAGGGUCAGACAUAAGGCAGACAGUGAAGGCUCGUCUGUUGGCGUCACAGAAGCUCUUGGUGGCAUCUUUAUACAAUCUGGCCCCGCUCCUGGACUCCGUCCUGUCUGCUAGUCUUCUGUCUCAGGAUAACUACCACGAGAUAAAAGCCGAAAAGACCCCGCAAAACCGUGCCCGCAGACUGCUCGAGAUUGUCCAGGCUCAGAUGGACGAAAGUGAGGCCACUCGCUUUCUGGAGUGUCUGAGAGAAUGCAAGCAGCACUACCCACGUCUGCGCACCUGGCUAUCUGCUGAAACAGAGAUCCCGAGUGGACCUACAGAGCGGCAGUUACAGGCCCACCUUUAUUCUCUGUGUGGCCGUAUGAGCUCCUCUGUGCUGCCCAUCUCUCUGGCCCUCUUCUCCAGCAGCACCUUGACCCAGUUUGACCUCGAGCGGAUCCAGGCAGCACCCACCCCCACCCAACAGACCCAAACCCUGCUGACCAUCUGCCUGUCUAAAGGAGAGAAUGCAUGCAAAAGCUUCUAUGAAGCUCUUUACAACGAAGACCAGCAGCUAGCUGAGGAUAUGAACGUUACUAGUUUGGUGGAGGAUCUACCAGCUCUGUCGCUAAACUGUGAUUCUGAGGCCAGCAGUGUUGCCAUAGCAGUGGAGGAGACCAGAGACACAGCAGGACACCUGCCUUACUCAGGAGUACUGCGGCAGGUCAAGGCUCAGCUGGGAGUAGCUGUGGGAGAUGAAGCCAGGCUAAACAUGUGUGAGCUGGGGGUGGCAGUGGGGCUGCCACGCCGGACGGUCAGAGAGUGUCUUCUGGAGGGAGUUAGCAUAGAGGACGCGUCUCAGCUGGAGGCUGUGGUGUCCCUCUUCAUGGAGAAGACCCAGGAUGCUGAUCGGCUCCUCAGCAGAGUGGCAGAACUGGGCAUUCAAAGGCUGCAGCUCUCUGAGAGGGGCUGCUUGUCCCUGAAGCUGCUCCAGGAGGCUGAAGCUGUCCUCCGCAGUGGCAGCCACAGCCACCCACACACCUGGGACCACUUGCAUGAUCAAGAGCACCUGCAUGGCCCGGACCAGCUGCAUGUCAGGGACUGCGGGGAGCAGUGCAGGGUGUGGGCCGUCUUCAGCUUCCUACUGUGGGACUGCCUGGCUGAGGCUUUGGAGGAACCGGAGCUGAAGCCCAGUAGCAGGAGCAAAGGAGGCAGCCUAGCUGGAGUGCUGCAGCGUCUGCAGGGCUGUGAGAGGGUGGAGGCCGUUCUACUGAAGGAGCUAGAGCAGUGCUGGGAGGAGGGAGGAGCUGAGAACCUACUGCAGAGCAUCAGGGUUCUGGCCCAGAUUUUGAGGGACUUGCACCCUCUUCAGAAUCACCUCAAGCUUUCAGGACCUGUGGAUGGACUGUACACCUGCAGACCAAGCAGGAUCCACAGGGUCACUUCUUUCCAGGGCAUUUCUGCCAGAGCCAUCCGGAAAGCCCUGAACAGUGUCAUUCCUGCCUCAGUGCACCAAGAUUUGAUGCCUCGAGUGCAACAAUACAGGGAUUUGUGUCUUCAGGUUGCACAAUUGCUGCAUACAGUACAGCCAGAAAGGGGCAUUAGUGAGCUUACAGAUGCUCCCAUUGCUGAAGUCACCCAGCACAUCUGCCUCAUGCUUUCAAGGCCAGCUUUCAACUCUCAAGCCUUCGAUGCUGGAAUUCGGCACCGGUUACUGGCUCUUAUAGAAUUUAAUCCUGCACAGCUGAGCCUUGGCCCCCUGAUGCAGCUGCACCAGGAGACCCUGCCGGACUUUCUGCACUACCUUCAGCCAGGAGAGCACCACAGCUUCCGGUUUGACCUACAAUCUGGUCAAAUGCUUGGGCAGCCGCGGCUGCUUUCAGUCAGCAGCGCCAGGGGGCUGGUUGCCAUCGACAAUGGGGUGGAGGAGAACUUUCGUUUCAUAACUUCUGAGGCAACUUCCUUCCUCGUGCGGCUCCGCUGCCUCGGCUACGAGGAGGCGAAAGGACACUUCGUGGUUAGCGAGCCACACUGUUUCUCCGCCUCACGGCUGGGGGAGGAAGGCCAAUGUGCCAUUCGCUGGCUAGGGGGGCAGAUUUUGGCAGAGGAAGAAAAUAAAAUGUGGAUGAGAGAAGGAGGAAGUGGAUGGAGGGAGGAACUGCAGACUGUGGCACAGAGACAUUCCGUCCAGCUCUUUGACGAAGGCUGCCUCUUUAAGGUCACAACCUUUGAGACAGAGUGUGAGGUCAAGUUCAUUUACAGGGGAGGGAGGCUGUGGGCCAAAGCACAGAAAGGCUGUGAGGUGCUUUGA
Colossoma macropomum (tambaqui) is the source of this 2632-nucleotide messenger RNA. RefSeq lists its product as uncharacterized. The record is from RefSeq and is a predicted model, not a curated record. Gene Ontology annotation, biological process: regulation of apoptotic process. The coding region runs from base 308 to 2632 and encodes 774 amino acids. NCBI's taxonomy places the organism in Eukaryota, Metazoa, Chordata, Actinopteri, Characiformes, Serrasalmidae. The transcript has 10 exons.